AGAGCUCUGUAUUAUUACCGAGCGGCCACACCACAGACAGAGAGAGAAAGAGCAGAGGUAGAGAGACAAGCAGAUGGACAGAGAGUGGGGUUCGAAGCCUGGUAGCGGAGGCGCCGCCUCCGCCCAAAACGAAGCCAUCGACCGUCGUGAACGGUUGCGGAGACUCGCCCUUGAGACUAUCGAUCUCGCUAAAGAUCCCUAUUUCAUGCGCAACCAUCUCGGCAGCUAUGAGUGUAAGCUGUGUCUGACACUGCACAACAAUGAGGGGAACUACUUGGCUCACACACAGGGAAAGCGUCACCAGACCAAUUUGGCUAAGAGAGCCGCUCGCGAGGCAAAAGAAGCACCAGCUCAGCCUCAGCCUCACAAGCGAAAAGUCUCUCUCCGAAAAUCAGUGAAAAUUGGCAGGCCUGGUUACCGUGUGACAAAGCAGUUCGAUCCCGAGACGAAGCAAAGGUCUCUUCUCUUCCAGAUUGAAUAUCCUGAGAUUGAAGACAACACUAGGCCAAGGCAUCGGUUUAUGUCAUCCUUCGAGCAGAAAGUCCAAUCCUUUGAUAAAAGAUAUCAGUUUCUCCUGUUUGCAGCUGAGCCCUAUGAGAUCAUUUCUUUCAAGGUUCCAAGUACUGAAAUUGACAAGUCAACUUCCAAGUUUUUCUCUCAUUGGGAUCCAGACUCAAAAAUGUUUACGUUGCAAUUAUACUUCAAGUCUAAGCCACCGGAGGGAAACAAAGCUCAACCCACUCCUGCAGCCAAUGGAACAGCAGCUCCUGGUGUUCCGCCAAGGCCUUUGCCCCCACCACCCCAAGCUCCACCUCCUCCACCACCUCCACAACAAGGAGUUCCACCAGGGGCUCCGAUUGGAAAUCCUCCUAGAGGUCCUCCACCAUCUGUACCUGGAUCGUUGCCACCGCACCCUCCUCCAAUGGCAAAUGGACCAAGGCCUAUGCCACCAGGUGGAAAUCUACCUGCCCCACCACCACCAUCAGUUGGCAGUGGCUCGAUGGCAAAUUUUACUCCAGGACCACAAAUGGCAAGGCCUCAUAUGCUACCUCCACAAGGUUUUCCAGGGCAACAGAUGCAGGGGCAGGGGGUUCAUCCACCCCCACCCCCUCCCAACAUGGGAUAAUAGGUGUUUGUAUUUAUGUUAUACACAUGUAGAACAUCAGACAAUUCAGUUACCAACUUGGCUUCGGUUUGUAAGAUUUAUUUUCACUUGCUGGAUACAGUUUCUUUACAGUGCCUCAGUACAAGUGUUGGAAUGUUGCCUGAGUUUUGAGUGUUUUCCGUCAGUAUACUUUUCAG
Molecule: messenger RNA, 1302 nt
Organism: Ilex paraguariensis (yerba mate)
Lineage: Eukaryota; Viridiplantae; Streptophyta; Magnoliopsida; Aquifoliales; Aquifoliaceae
Source: the annotation of a GenBank genome assembly